CUGGAUGGUUCCGUCAUGAUGGGUCUUCUUCAAUCAAACCAUCAGACGAUUCUUCGGACACCGCAAGUUUACUGGGCGGCAGCAAAAUGAGACGACCCAGUGACGCCGACUUCAACAAGUCCCACUUGCCAGAUGUGGACGAAGAAAGCGAAACCGAUCUUGUUUUCGAACGAACAUGGAGAUCAUCCAUAUCACCGGAUUCCGGAUUUCGGAGCAAUCGUACGUCCCAGGACCGGAAGACGUCAACCACUUCCAAUGGGUCCGAUCUUUACUGGGAAGCAACCGGACGUCGCCGAAGCUCAGAUCAAGGUGUGAUUCUGACACCGGAUACGGACAGCUUCAUCAUCGGGCAGCGAGUUUGGGUGGGCGGAUUGCGACCGGGACACAUCGCCUACAUCGGAGAGACGCAUUUUGCCCCGGGCGAUUGGGCCGGAGUGGUUCUGGACGAGCCGAAUGGGAAGAAUGAUGGUUCCGUUUCCGGCAAGCGAUAUUUCCAGUGUGAACCGAAAAAGGGCGUCUUUUCGCGGCUUACUCGGCUAACGCGGGAACCGCUUCCCGGUGCGGGCGAUACGUCCAUGGAUCAAAGCUUUCGAUCACUGGUAUCGCCCAUUAGGUCCAGAGCCGUUUCGCCCACGCAGAGCGUGUCCAGUUUUGCAUCGAAAUCGCCGGCCGUUAGCAAAACAGCCACCCUUGCCAUCGGGGACCGAGUUAUUGUGUCUUCAGGGUUCGGAUCUCGACCCGGUAUCUUGAAGUAUCUGGGUGAGACACAAUUUGCCAGCGGAAACUGGUGCGGAAUUCAGUUGGAUGAACCCAGUGGCAAGAACGAUGGAUCGGUCGAUGGAGUCAGAUACUUCGACUGCCUGGACAAAUACGGAAUAUUCGUGCCCAUCGCCAAGGUCACUCUGUCGCCCUCUUCCCGGAAAGCUCGCCUGUCCCGGUCCGGUUCCAAGGAAUCGCUCACAUCGGUGGGAACGAUGAGCUCAAUCGCUACCACAGCCACUUCCAGACUCCGCAUGAGCGCCCAGAGGAAAUCAUCGGUCAGCUCAUCGGCGGCAGUUCCUUCGACUCCAAAGGCAUCGUUCUCACUGCAGGAUGUCCUCCGGGAAAAACAAAACCACAUCGAACAGUUGAUGCGGGAGCGGGAAAUCGAUCGUGAGGAAGGAGCCAACCAAACAAUCAUGUACCAGAAGAACGUGCAACAGUUGAAGGACAAAAUUGCCAAACUCGAGUCCCAGCUGGGUGAGGAAAAACGCCGGAACGAAGAUCUUCAAUUUAGCGUGGACGAGGCGACCUUCUGUGGCGAGGAGCUCAAUAGAAAAAUUCAAAAUUCAGUACAAGCUCAAACCCAAAUUUACAAAGAACAAAUCACGGAGCUCCAGAAACAGCUUGGUGGCAAACCGGUUACAUCAGCUGAGCCAGAUCUUUCAGUUAGAGAAACAGAAACGACAGUCCAGCUGAACAUCGAAAUCGAUCGUCUGAAGGCAGAAAUUCUCGAAAAAGACCAGAAGCUGCACCUGACUGACGAGCUCAAACAGUCGCUGGAAGAUGAGGUCAGCAAGCUGCACGAGCGAUUGGCCGAGACGGAGAAGAAUUUGGACAUCAAGGUGUCCAGCUACAACAUCAGCGAGCAGUGCCUUAAGGAGAAGAUCACCUAUUUGGAGGGUCGGGUAGAUGAGCUGGAGGUUGAGUUGACCACCAAAGAUGCCGAUCUGGAGAAGCAAUAUCUGGAGCUGAAAAAUGCCGAAAGUAAUCUGGAUGAGGAGAUCUCUCACCUGCAGAGCGAUCUUAAAAACAAGGGAGAGCUAUUAGGGGAGCGAGAAAAACAGGUAGAGAAACUCACGGAAGAAGUUCAAACGCUACUGGCAGAUAUUCGACAAAGAGAUGUCAAACUGUUGGAAGGUGAGAGUGGGUUGAAGACGGUACUCGAAGAGAAAAAUAGCACAAUUGGAAGGCUAAACAAAGAACUAGAGCAGUUGAAAACAAAAGAGAAACUAUCUGAAGAAAGUCUCUCUGCCAAGGAGAAGCUGCUCUCAGAUCUAACAGCCAAAUUGGUUAGCACGGAAGAACAGGUUAAGCAGCAUGAAAAUCAACUCAAGGAGGUUUCAAAUAAGGCUCAAUCACUCGAGGAGAGUUUGGGCGGGAAAGAGAAGCUACUAGCAGACAAAGAAGCUGCGCUUGCUAAAAUACAAGACGAUUUGAAGAACAGCUCCGCAGGAAGUGAGCAACAGCAAGUGCUCUUGCGUUCGAAGGAAUCCGAGCUGGAACAAAAACAACAAGAGAUUGAUUCCAAACAAUACCAAAUCAAAACCCUGGAAACGUCUCUCGCCGAGUUGACUAAAAAACUUGAAGACAUCAUUCAAGAGAACAAUGAUAGACAAACAAAGCAUCAAGAAGCUCUUGAAUUUGAGGCAAAAUCCAAGCAAGAACUGUGCAAAAAGCUUGCCAAUUAUGAGACUGAACAACUUGCCAAAGAUAAACAGAUGGAAGAGAGUGAAAUACUUGUUAGCGCUCUCCAAAGUGAACUCAAAGAACUCAACGCGGCCAAAGCUAGUCUAGCGAAAGAGCUGGAAGAAACGCGAAACAGCUUUGCUGAUCGUGGAAGCACCCUAGGAAAACUGACUGAGGAGCGAUCUCUCCUCAGUGAACAGCUCGAAAAACUGAAAACAGAAUCAGCGGGUGCUGUAGCUCUCCUAGAAGAACGCCUGAAAAAUGCUCAAAAAACUCACGAAGAACAACUUGCCAAACGAGACCAGGAGCUAGAAAAACAAAUUGCCACCAAAGAGAACACUAUCUCUGAAUUGGAAACAUCUUUGGAAAAACUACGCCAAGACACCGUUGAACUCCGGAUGCAACUCGAACAAUCCAAUUCGACUGGAAAAUCUACUUCCGAUGAACUGAAUGCCAAAUCCACAACCAUCAAGGAGCUCAACAAGCAACUAGAAACGCUCAAAUCAGAACUUUCCACAAAAGCUGAUCAAAACGAAAAACUCAAUCAAAGCCUUCGGGACACUCAAAGCAAGCUACAAACAAACGAAGAGGAACUCGCUCGUCAGCAAGAGACAAACGGCAAACUAGAAAUUGAACACGCUGAUCUCAAACGUAAAAUGGAAGCACUGGAGCAGAAAACAACCCAGUUGCAGCAGCAAAAAUUCGAUCUGGAGAAGGAAAUCGACGCUCUGCGCUCGACAACUUUAGAUUCCAAUUCGGAACUAGCAAAGACGUCCGAUGAACUUAAAUCUAAGCAAAAAGCCUUGGAGGAGCUGCGAGAUUUGUUUGAUUCCACGAAAAUCGACAUGGAACGACGGCUGGACGAAACGAAUCAAACGAAUGCUGGUUUAAGCGAGCAGAUCGAACGACUACGGAACGAAAUGCAGCAGAUUUCUAGUCAGAAGAUUGAUCGAGAGAAUGAGCUUAAUGUUGAACUGGCAAAGAUCAAGGAAACGGCUGAAGUGGAGAAAGAGAAUUUGGUACAGGAAAUAGCCGGUUUGAAGGCAAGCUUCGAGGAAGAGAGGAAUCGGUUAAUGAAGGAAGCCAGCGAAAAGGUGGCUGAGUUCGAAAAAAUGAAAGAAGAAUUUAGCAAAACCAAAGUGGAAUUGGAAAAUUUGGUAAAAGAGUUGAAUGGGAAAUUGGAUGGUUUGAAAGAGUCGUCUGGAAAAGAGCGCCAAGAAUUGGAAGAUAAGUUGAGAGAGCACAGUAUUGCGGAGGAAAACCUGAAAGAACAACUGGAACAGUUGAAAAAAGAGGAGCAAUCGCUGAGAGGAUCACUGGCGGAGUUGAGACAAUCGAUGGAGAAAGGCAGUCACGAGUUGUCGGAACAGUUGGAUACCAAAAACACCAAAAUCAUUGAGCUUGAAAAAGAUAUCAGCUCGUUGCGAGAGCAACUCGGUAAAAAAGAGCAGGAGUGCAAUGAAUCUGCACAGAAGCUAGAACAAAACGCUCUAUCGCAAUCGGAUCUUUUGAAACAACUCGAAGGUUUUCUGGAGCAAAUACAACAACUCACGAGCUCAAAACAAGAAACUGAAACCUCUCUUAAAGCUCUCUCUGAAGAGAUAAACGCGUUAAAAGAGAAAUACACUGAGAUGGAAGAGGAACAAGUGGAUUUGGUUGAUCGUGAGCAAACACUUCAACGGAAAGCAGCGCUCUACGAAGAACAACUCGCGGAAGCUCAAACUCAGUUAGAGAGUCAGAAAGAAGAGCUGACAGUAAAGUCUACUGAACUCUUGGAAACGAAUGAGAAACUUGGAACAGUUCAGGCUCAAUUGGACCAGGAAACUGUCCGCUUAAACGGCGUUGUUUCUGAACAAGAGAAGCAAAUUCUUCAGUUGAAUACUAUGUUGGCAGAAUUGUCACCCCUGGUAGAACAGUUACAAAAAGCAGAAGCCAAAUUGAACGAACAAGAGCAACUGAUCAAACAGAAACAGGAAAAUGAACAGAAGCAAGGCGUUGAGCAAGAAUCGCUGCAGAAAUCUAUUCAAGAACGAAAUGAGACUCUGACGCAGAAGGAUUGGGAAAUAAAACAGCUUCGCGAGAGACUUGAUUUGAAGAACUCAGAAAUCAAAGAGCUGGCCAAUAAACUUCAAACGGCAGACAAGAGUCUCGCUGAAAAGUCAGAACAAAAUACCAAAACUUCGGCAGAAGCUAACAGUUUGCGAGAAGAGUUGGAGAAAUCUAAACAAGCAGCAAAGGAACAAGACGACAAACUCAAAGAACAAAGUAGAAAACUUCACGAGCUAGAAACAAAACUCAGUGCCCAGACUUCUCAAUUCGAUGAACUGUUGAACAAGAAGAAGUCUUCCGAAACGGAAAGCUCACAAAAACUGCACGAACUGAACCAGAAGCUACUGGAACUCGAAAGCAUCAAACAACAGGAAGUAACCAAAUUGGAAGCGAGACUUGCCGAAACCGUUACCAGGUUGGAAAAGGAAGCCGCCGAAUCCGCAAAGUUCGUUGGGGAAAUGCGAUCCGUCGAAAAGCGGCAGCAAGACCUCGAGUGCAUUAGGCAGGAACUUGAGCUGAAGGAGACCGAGAUGCAAAUUUCGAGCCGAAAACUGCACAAAGAGGUCGAGCUGCUUCGGUCCCAGUUACAAUCGAAAGACAGUGAAAUUCGCAGGCUAUCACAAGAGCUCGUCAAUGCAGCUGCUCAGAAAUCGGUGCAAACGACUGCUUUCGCCAUCACAGAUGGAGACGAAGAUACGACAGCACAAAUCAGCUUCCUUAACUCGAUCAUUGCCGAUAUGCAGCGAAAGAAUGAUAAACUUACCCUGAGGAUUCAAGCCUUGGAACAGACCAGUAUCGAGGGAAAUAGUCACAACUUGAGCUUCGAGUUCAGCAAACGAAAGCCGGCCCCAAGAGUAUUCUGUGACAUCUGUGACGAGUUCGAUCAGCACGAAACGGAAGACUGUCCGAAGCAGUGCUCCGAUAGUCCACCGGAAUCGCUCAAACAUCCCUCGGGAGAAGCGAAGGAGCGGAAGGUUCCUCCGCCGAGGAAAUACUGCGAGGGCUGUGAAGUUUUCGGCCACGAGCUCGGUGAAUGUCCGGAUGACGAAACGUACUAAGAAAAGAACAACCACCACCAAAAGAAGAGUUCCUCCAACCCAUUGCUCGAUUCGGGGGAACCAAAAACAAACCUAACUGGAAAAAAGAGGCAAACGGGAAGAAAUUGCUAUUUAAUUUGAGACCGGAUAAUGGCAGCUGGCUGACGGAAAUUUUCCGCCGUCUCUGUUUGGAAGGAGUGUACCCGAGCCGAGCCGAUAGCCGGAAAAUCGCGCAUGCUUUCCUCCGCACUUGGAAACACGAGAGGAAUAAAAAAAAAGGGGGAAAAAGCUCUCGAAAUGGAAUGAAACGGAUGUUUAUGUUAAGAGACUUUGUCUUGUUAAUUCCUUGGGGCGAGAUAGGUUUAGAAAAAGGAGAAAAGUGACUAGCGGCGGCAGCAGUUUGUGAGAAUUCCUCAAAGCGUGCUCGGUGACGCAACAGUUGUUUGUUAGCGAAAAUAAUGUUUCUGCAUGCAGAGAAAGCUGCUAAGCAAAGUUCACUUAUUAGCUUUUGUAGUUUAGGGCAGCACGUUUGUUAAUAUUUUAUGUAAUCGCUGAUUUUCUGUAGCUUUUAAAAAACAGACUAUUUCAUUAUUUAUUUGUUUAGUUUUAGUUUUAGUAAUAUUAGAGAGACAAACAAAAUUAAAAAAAAAACAUUUUGAGUUUAAAAGUUAAGAUCAGGGUAUCAAAUUUCGAAGGUUUUUCAAAAACAUUCAUGCAGACAUCCGAUUACCAAUUGAAAGACGACUAAAACUGUUAAAUGAAAAACCCACUUUUUACAGCUUAAUUUAAUGUAGUCCGUUUAUUUGAUUCUUGAUACAUAGCUACUAGAUAGGUAAAAUAAUAAAACA
Messenger RNA from Uranotaenia lowii, 6382 nucleotides. RefSeq names its product restin homolog. The coding region runs from base 87 to 5555 and encodes 1822 amino acids. The record is from RefSeq and is a predicted model, not a curated record. The transcript is spliced from 14 exons. NCBI's taxonomy places the organism in Eukaryota, Metazoa, Arthropoda, Insecta, Diptera, Culicidae.